CCGGGACGCGCCUUCGCCCGCGUCGCCACGAUCGCGCCCCCCCGCCGCGCGAUGUCCGGCGUCGCCCAGGGCGCCCCCGCGUACGACGCCGCGAUGAUCCUCAAGGUCGUCGGCUGCGUCGUCGGCGUCGUGGGGUCGCUCCUCGUGUACGGCAUCCUCCAAGAGCGCAUCAUGACCAAGCCGUACGACGACGGCGGAUCGGAGGAGUCGUUCACGUUCUCCGUGUUCCUCGUCAUGAACAACCGGAUCGUGUCGAUGGCCGUCGCGGUCGCGACGUUGGCGUGGAUGCGCGGCGCCGUGCAGCCGGUCGCGCCGAUGUACAAGUACGCCGCGGUGAGCGCGUCCAACGUGGUGGCGACGACGUGCCAGUACGAGGCGCUCAAAUACGUCUCGUUUCCGGUGCAGACGCUCGGGAAGUGCGCCAAGAUGAUCCCCGUGAUGAUCUGGGGCUACGCGAUCAACGGCAAGUCGUACAAACUCCAGGACUACGCCAUCGCCGUCGGCGUCAUGCUCGGAUGCGCAGUCUUCGCGACGUACGGCCCGACGACGUCGAAGAAGCACGGCAAAACCGCCGCGGAGACGGGCGCGUACGGCGUCGCGCUCAUGCUCGGCUACCUCGGCUUCGACGGGUUCACGUCCACGUUUCAAGAUAAGCUGUUCAGAGGGUAUCAGAUGGAGACGUACAACCAGAUGCUGUGGGUCAACGCGUGCAGCGCGGCGGUGUCGUGCCUGUGGCUCUUCGGCGACGCGUCCAUGGGCGCCGCGAUCGCCUUCAUCCAGCGGCACCCCGCCGCGCUCGUGGACUGCUUCACGCUGUCGCUCGCGAGCACGUGCGGACAGCUGUGCAUCCUGUACACGAUUCGCGAAUUCGGCGCGUUGCUGUUCGCGACCAUCAUGACGACGCGGCAGUUUCUGUCCAUCCUGCUGUCGUGUCUCAUAUUCAUGCACCCGCUGACGUGGCAGCAGUGGCUCGGCACCGCGCUCGUGUUCGCGUCGCUGUACUACCAAGCGUUCAACAAGGGCGCGAGAGGGGGGAAGAGCGGCGAGGUUGGAGGAGGCGGCGGCGACGGCGGCGACGCGAAGGAUCCGCUCGCGAAGGAGAUGCACGCGGAGCAGCGGGAGCGGUUCGCGGGGUCGAACCGCGCGUGA
This is a messenger RNA of Micromonas pusilla CCMP1545, 1149 nucleotides long. RefSeq names its product Drug/Metabolite transporter superfamily. Gene Ontology annotation, cellular component: endoplasmic reticulum membrane; Golgi membrane. Gene Ontology annotation, biological process: transmembrane transport. Bases 52 to 1149 code for a protein of 365 amino acids. The record is from RefSeq and is a predicted model, not a curated record. Gene Ontology annotation, molecular function: 3'-phosphoadenosine 5'-phosphosulfate transmembrane transporter activity. The transcript is spliced from 3 exons. NCBI's taxonomy places the organism in Eukaryota, Viridiplantae, Chlorophyta, Mamiellophyceae, Mamiellales, Mamiellaceae.